UCUCGGUGACAUCACAUCCAAGCUGGCAUCAUGGCGUCCAGCCGGGUGUUGGAGAGGGAGGCGCACAAGGAGGUGAUGAGGAGCGCAAACCUCGGCUUCUGCCCUCACAAAUACUCCCUGCUGAUCGUCGUCGGACGGACCGAUCAACACGUCCGGGCGGAACACGUGAUCAGGGAGCUCGAACGAGGUAUUCGGUGUUGGGACAUAGACUUGAAAUCCUGCAAUCUCAGUCUGUAUCUGCAAGAAUUCCUCUCCCAUCACACAGUUUCAUUCAAAGGCACAGGGCAGAAGUUUCUGCGCCACAGUACCAGAGUGUUGGACACUCAGGUGCUGGUCUGUCCCUCUCAGGAACAGGUUCAGGAACAGGUGUUUGGUCUGUUGGUGAGGGAAUCGGCACACAAACUGUUGAUUUUGGCUGGGCAGAGUGUGGAAGAAAGUGGAGACCUGAUAUUCCACAGAGGAUUGUUCUCACCACACCAACUGAAACACAUAUUAACUGUGCAGUUCCUGGAUCAAGAGAGCUCCUUCUCCUCAGUGUCCUCGUCUAAACUUAGUCUGACCCUCAGCUGCCCAAAUAUUGGCCACUGGAGGAGGACUCUCUUGGGGAACCAGUCUCUCCAGGGUCCCUUCACGCUCCACAUCAAUCCCCCAGAGGUACUGCCGGCCAUGGAGGCUCUGGGGGAAUUCACUUCCCUCAUUGCUGGUACCCUUUGCUCCCCGUCUCCCUUUGAGCUCCUUCCUCCUCCGACCAAUGUGGGGUUUCUCAAGCUGUCCCGCCCCUGCUGUUAUGUGUUCCCCGCUGGACGAGGUGACUGUGCUUUUUUUGCUAUUAACGGCUUCACGGUGCUGGUGGAUGGAGGUUCAGACUCUCAGGCCUGUUUCUGGAAGCUGGUGCGUCACCUGGACAGAGUGGAUGCAGUUUUGUUGACGCACAUCGGAACAGAGAACCUCCCUGGAAUUAACACCUUCCUGGAGAGGAAGGUGGCUGAGUCUGAGCUGAGUUCUGACCUCAAAGGCGACUUGACUAAGCGGCUGAUCUCCCCGGAGCUUGGAGUUGUGUUCUUCAACGCCCCCAGCAGGUUGCAGAUGGAAAAACAGUCUUGCAUGGACAAUGUACUGAAGAGUACAGACCAGGCAUCCUUCACAUUACGGUUGUUAAACAAGUUAGACAUCAGUCCACAUCCAAUGUUUCGACCCCAUGGUGUCCCCAUUGAGCCACUAACCCUGUUCCAGAAGAUGGGAGUUGGACAGCUGGAUUUGUACAUCCUCAACCCAAGCAAAAACAGCCAGGAGUACCAAACACUGAUGGACAACUGGCCUGAUACAGGAUCAUCACUGUCAAAAUCCCAAACAAUCCCUCUCACCGCUUUGGCCUCAGUGUCUGCCCUGCUUGUAUGGCACCCAGCGUGCUCCCAGGAGAAGGUGAUCAGGGUUCUGUUUCCUGGUGUUACUCCACAGGCAAAGCUGCUGCAGGGGCUGGAGAAGCUAAAAGGGCUUCUCUUCCUACAGAAACCCACCGUGACAACUGGGGACCUCGAGAAGUUAGCGGCAGACACAAACACCAAAAGAAAAGAGAGUCAGGACAGCGGCAGGUCACAGGGGAGAGAGACAACACCCCGAUAUGGGAAAGAACGUAGAGGUCGAGAAGAUGGUAAAGAGAUGAACGAGAAAGGAAAAGUUUUAAAUGGAAUUGCUACAAGAGAGGAGUUCAAAAAAGAUAUAAGUAAAAUGAAAGACACGGGUGUCAAGCAAAAAGCAUCUGAUAAGAAUACUGUGAAGAAAGGCAGAGUGAAAGAUGGGGACAAGGAGGAGAAAACUGGCAGUAAAGAGGGUGAUGGAUUGAUGAAGAAAGACCUCGCCUCUUCUAAACCAAAGACUGAAAAUAAAACUAAGAUCAGAAAGGGAGCGAAAAAUGAUUCAAAAACAGGUGGAAAGAAAAUCACCAAACCAUCUGGAAAUGAGUCAAAGACAGAUUCUUCUUUAGAUGGGAAGAAUGUACUUCUCACCAAUCAAGUGCCAAAGAACACAGCAAUGAAAAACAACAAAAACACAGAGCCAAACAGCACUGAAGUGAACCGGGAGAAUCAAAAAGUGGAGAAAGAGCCUCAAGAAAUGCCAUAUGACUUUGAAAUGUCUCCUCCAGAGGACAUGACAGCAGAUUUUCUUAGGCUAAGGGAGGAAACCAUGGAAGAAGGUGCACAGGUGGAAACAGCAGGUAAUGGAAAACAGACAAGUGGUGAGUCACAGAGACAAAAGAGCCUCGGAGGUCUGUGCCAAGAACAAAGUAAUGACACUGCUGAUUUGCAGAGGGAAGAGUCAGCAGGUGCCUCAGGCACUGCGGGAGGCGAGAUGUUUAGUGAUAAGGGAGGACAACACAAGGGUGGAACUCAAGAGAAAGCCGAGGUAGGUCUUCCACACAGAUCUGCAGCACAGUGUAGAAUGGCUACCAAAGAAACGCCAUUGACAUUUGUAGGGUUUCCAUCUCCCUUGAACAAAGCGCCAAAGAAUGAGUGCACUGAUGAGCUCGACCUGACACCAACUGAAUAUACUCUCUUGGAUGGAGCUUUGAGGCACAGUCCUCCUUCACGAUCUUCUCAAGAGAACCAGGCUGCACUCAGCCCUGAGGAGGAGACGGUAGAACCUGCCUCCCCUGAUUCACGGCCCAACAGUGCAGGCCACACACCUUACUGUCUGUCUCCAGAUGAUGUGUGGUGCAAUAGGAUGGGUCUUGGCAGAUUACAAACCCAGAUGGUUAACUUAGAGGUCAGUGAUGUCUCCCAGGCAAAUGGGUUGUCUAGACAAAGCGAGGGACAAGCACACCAGGCCAAGAUCGCUCUGGAGAACAAGUUGUCGAACCCUCGAGAGAAGCACAUAAGUUUCCUCUGUUUGGGUUCAUUUAAAGAUGAUGCUUCUGACCCCUCUCCAUCUCUUGCCACGACAACCACCACACACUCAUUGCCAGCCGAAGUGAGCUCACCCCAAUCCACAGAAGUGGACGAAUCACUGUCCAUGUCCUUAGAGCAGGGACCAACCAGCCAAAGAGAUGGGGAGGACAGUGUUCAUCACUCCCACUCAAAUGGGAGCCACUUUGUGGCGAUGUCUUUACAAAUGAAGAAACCUUCCAGAUCUUUAGGACAGGGUUCAGAAAUGGGGCGUUCUCCAGCAUCCAAUAGCCUUCACUGUGACGUGUCACCUCAUGACGUGGACCUGUGUUUGGUUUCACCUUGUGAGUUCAAGCAUUUCAAACCGCCUGACUCCAGCUCAGGUACAAGUGAGUCCCUCAGAGGAGCCCUAGGUCCAUACCAAGGGAACAACAACAACCCCAAAAAGACAUCAACCAGUGAAUCACACGCUCCUGUUUGCACAGAGGACUGCCCAUCCACUACUGCAGAUGGAGCUCUGGACUCUGAUGAAGAAGAAUCAUGUAGUGAACCACCUAACUCCCCACGAGAACUUCCAACCAGCCAUUCCCUGCCUCCGGACCCUCUUCCGGCUCCCCUCAGGGACAGUCCGCCCUUACUUCCACAUCCUGAAGCAUCCAUGCCUGUUCCCCAGUCUGAUGCUGACGCUCAUGGAAAGAGAACCAAAUCUAAUGGCAUGCGAGGGAAAAAGACAUCAGGGGUUAUUGAAGGUUCCCAAAGGUCCGGCUCAGGGAAAAGCAAAACUGGGAGCCAAAUUGGAGGCACAAAAGGCAACAGGGAUAAUCAGACUUCUACUCGUAAGCCUUCUGUCAGUGCCCACGCAGCACCGGCAAAGCCUUCGACCAGUCCCGGCUGUAAGUCGUCUUCUAUAGGUGAAGACAGUGUGUAUUUAGACCUGGCCUAUAUUCCCUCUGGACCAUCAUCCUCUACAGUCAAUGUGGACUUCUUCAAGUGUGUCCGGUCAUCAUGCUACAUCAUCAGCGGCAACAGUCCAGAGAGGGAGGAGCUUAUGAGGCAAACGCUGGACGCGCUGCUUGAUGGAAAGGUGUCCUGGCCUGACCCUGUGCAGGUAACACUGAUCCCGACCUUUGAGUCGGUGUUGAUGCAGGAGUGGUACCAGCAGACUCUGGACAGACAGCGGGAGCUGGGUAUCACAGUCCUUGGUUCCAACAGCACCGUUGCCAUGCAGGACGAGACCUUUCCUGCGUGUAAAAUAGAAUUCUGAACUAGGCUGAUGGUGAAAACUGAAAUCUAAAUGUGAGAGACUGAAAGAAAGAAAGGAGUCUGUGUGAUCCUUGAUACA
Thalassophryne amazonica is the source of this 4224-nucleotide messenger RNA. Its product is annotated as microtubule-associated protein 1S-like. NCBI's taxonomy places the organism in Eukaryota, Metazoa, Chordata, Actinopteri, Batrachoidiformes, Batrachoididae. Gene Ontology annotation, molecular function: microtubule binding; actin binding. The transcript has 10 exons. Bases 31 to 4146 code for a protein of 1371 amino acids. Gene Ontology annotation, cellular component: microtubule associated complex; microtubule; cytosol. Gene Ontology annotation, biological process: regulation of microtubule depolymerization; dendrite development; microtubule cytoskeleton organization. The record is from RefSeq and is a predicted model, not a curated record.